GGACUCGAGACCCUAGAGCUCCACGUGGCACCACUGCAGCAGGCUGCUGACGCCGAACCAGCAAUCUGCACAGUAACCGCUCCGAGCGCGGGGCAGCAGCAGCGCAAGGGGGAGGUGUUGGGGCAGCUGAGGCGCAUCCUGGAUCCGGACCUGGGGGCGGACAUAGUGGCGUCGGCGCAGCAGCAGCAGCGCGAGGGCGAGGUGUUGGGGCAGCUGAGGCGCAUCCUGGAUCCGGACCUGGGGGCGGACAUAGUGGCGUGCGGCUUCAUCAAGGAGCUGCAAGUGGACGAGGCGGAGGGCUCUGUGUCGUUCAACAUGGAGCUCACCACGCCCGCCUGCCCCGUCAAAGACUCGGCCCGUGAGUACGUGGGGUCGCUGCCGUGGGUCAAGACCGUUUCUCUCACCAUGACCGCCCAGCCGCCCAAGCCACUCGUGGCUGAGGAGGUGCCACGUGGCCUGCAGAGAGUGGCCAACAUCAUCGCCGUGUCCAGCUGCAAGGUGAGCCAUUGCCUGUGCUCUGCUCUCGCCGCCUCCCUCUGUCCCAACCUCUUUGUACUCGCCCACCUCUUUGUACUCGCCCACCUCUUU
Messenger RNA from Closterium sp. Naga37s-1, 588 nucleotides. The record is from the annotation of a GenBank genome assembly. Lineage: Eukaryota; Viridiplantae; Streptophyta; Zygnematophyceae; Desmidiales; Closteriaceae.